CCUUUUCAUCAUCUCAUUCAUUCUCUCUCAAAAUUCCCCUUUUUCCACUCUCUUCUUCCUCUUUCACUCUCUCUCUUUCUCAACGCCACCAUCAUCACCAUAGAUAGCAUGAUAUCAAAAAGAGGCAUUAAUGGGAUGGAAGUCCCUAAAAAAAGGACUGGCCUUGUGUUUAGAGAGACUGCUACUGCUAAUGCCAGAGACGAUCAAAAUCGGGAUCGCGCACGAGAGGGUUUCAGUAAUGCACCCAACCCUCCUGUUCAGAAAAGAUCUUCUGAAAAAGCUAAAGUUUUGAGGCCAUCAAUACAGUCGUCUUUGAGUGGCAAGGAGGUAGUUGGUAGUUCUCGGAGCCGUAGAACAUCUGCUAACCCGGUUAAACCACUAAAUGAGCCUCGGAGAAUAUUAUCUUCGGGUGGUCUUCCAGCUGAAAAGGAAGGUAGUGUGAUUCGGGCAGAAGCAGGAAAAUCUGGUGCAGUAUCGAAUUUAAGAUCUCAAAGGAGUUUUAAUCAAAGACCUGGAUUGCGUCAACGAGAAACUGAAAGCAUUGGUCCGGCUACACGAGCAGUUUCUAGCAAGUAUGGAUUGAGGAACCUCAGAUGCAACACUGUAACUGAUGUCAUCCCUUCUUCCUGCUCAUCAUCAGAUUCUAGUUCUACCCUUAAUAGAAGUAAGACUAUUGUGACAAAAAUGAGAAGCUCUGAAGGGGAAAGUAGCUCCACUCUUAAAGGGAAGAAGGUGACCGGGUCUUCAUUGGAAAGUAGCUCCACUCUUAAAGGGAAGAAGGUGACCGGGUCUUCAUUGGAAAGAUUGAAUUCUGGCACCAGAAAUGGCAGACCUAGUUCUGAAACAAGAGGGUCUAGAAAUAUUCCUCCUCUGAGGGACAAUAGCAGAGCAUCAGUUAGAACUGAAAGAACGGUUAGUGGUUAUGCCCGGGGAAGAUUUUCUAACCAAGGAAAUGAAAACUCCAAAGAAAACAAUGGGGGCAAUAGCAGAGCAUCAGUGAAAACUGAAAGAACGGUUCGUGGUUAUGGCAGGGGAAGAUUUUCUAAACAAGGAAAUGAAAACUCAAAAGAAAAGAAUGAGUCCCGUGAUGUGUUGCCUAAUUCUCCUCAUUCUAUUGAUAUUAACUCUCCUGUCACUGAGGAGUUUCGUGGUGUUAUGCCUAUGUCUCAUGAAGAACAUGAUACCCGUCAUUCUCUAAUAAUUCAGGAUGGCUUUCGGCGGCGCCACAAUAUGGAUGGUAUUUCUGAGGUAUUAUUGGCACUUGAGAGAAUGGAACAAAAUGAAGAGUUGACCCAUGAGCAAAUUGAUUUACUAGAGACCAACUCUAUUCUUGAUGGACUUAGCUUCUAUGAUACUCAUAGAGACAUGCGGCUGGAUAUUGAUGACAUGUCAUACGAGGAACUCUUAGCUCUCGAAGAGAGAAUGGGUACAGUUAGUACAGCACUGUCAGAGGAAGCACUCUCUAAUAGUGUUAAAAAAAGUGUCUAUGAGUCUACGCCUUCGGAUGAUGCAGCCGACUGUGUUGAUGAGGAUAACAAUGAAAUCAAAUGCUGCAUUUGCCAGGAGGAAUAUGUUGUUGGAGAUGAAAUCGGAAGACUGCAAUGCACGCAUAAAUAUCAUGUUGAUUGUAUACAGGAAUGGUUGAGGCUGAAGAAUUGGUGCCCUAUGUGCAAAGAGUCAGCUGCACUGUCCAACUCGUCGUCAUCAUCAUCUCAUUAGUUGCAUUUUUAUUUUUCCUUUUGUACAAAAUUGUUCAUUUGCUUUUCUCAGCAGAAAGUACAGUUGCUUCCCAUUUUUCUAAUUGGUUUACAUGCAGUUAACAAAUGGUGUCCUAAACCGUGCCUUGACGGACCCUGGUGGGAUCUUGUUCCUCUCAGGUCACAGAAACUUGCAUUUACUUCGAUCGCUAGAUCGGAAUUGGUGAAUGAAAUAUGAAUAUUAGACGGCUCACAUUCUGACUUUCAAGUCCGAUUCCAAACCUGAACUCAAAAUGUGAACCGUCUGAUGGUUUCAAUCAUUGACCGCGUGUUUUUCUUUGACAAGAGAGAAUCUGAUCCUUUUUUGGUUAGGGAUUGAUUGUUAUCUUGUGGAUGAAAGUAGUCUCAGCUUGUUAUUUUUUUUACUGAAAAACAUAACAAAAUGAGUAGUUUGCAUGACUCUGUUUUUCUAUGACAGUAGAGAUUUUGUUUUUGCAUGUGGAAACCUACAAGCCUUCAUUUUUAAAAUUUAAUGGUAUCAGGGUGUUGUGCAACUUAUUUUUAUAAUUCGAGACUGUGUUUCUAGGCUAAU
Vicia villosa (hairy vetch) is the source of this 2289-nucleotide messenger RNA. RefSeq lists its product as uncharacterized. Gene Ontology annotation, molecular function: ubiquitin protein ligase activity. NCBI's taxonomy places the organism in Eukaryota, Viridiplantae, Streptophyta, Magnoliopsida, Fabales, Fabaceae. Bases 109 to 1719 code for a protein of 536 amino acids. The record is from RefSeq and is a predicted model, not a curated record. The transcript is spliced from 6 exons.